AUGCAAAAUGAGAAUUCAACACAAGUGCAGGUGAAGUCGAAGAAAAACCGAUUCCAGUGCUCGGAAUGCCCCAAAACUUUCGCCUUCAAAUCAGCUUUGAAGAAUCAUAAUCUGACACACACUAAAGAAAAACCACACAAAUGUGAACAGUGGAACAAGGCUUUCCAGUACAAGUGGCAAGUGGCCAAUUAUUUCCGGCAACACACUGAAGCAGUGCAUCUUUGCAACACUUGUUUCCGAGCAUUCACUACUCUUGAGGAGUUAGUCAAACACGGCCAAAAUCAUAUACCACUAAGAAAUGCGCCUUACGUUUGCACAGAAUGCGGAACAAAUUUUACAGACGAAUAUGCGUUUCAAACCCACAAAUAUAUUCAUGCCCUCUCAGAUGUACGUUUCACUGAAGACGAAGUUCUUCUUUAUGAAGAAAACAACAAAGCAUACAAAGACCUCAUGGAUCAUUUGAGUACACAUCUCUCUCCUUAG
Messenger RNA from Centruroides sculpturatus (bark scorpion), 483 nucleotides. Its product is annotated as gastrula zinc finger protein XlCGF32.1-like. The record is from RefSeq and is a predicted model, not a curated record. The transcript has a single exon. Gene Ontology annotation, biological process: regulation of transcription by RNA polymerase II. Gene Ontology annotation, molecular function: DNA-binding transcription factor activity, RNA polymerase II-specific; RNA polymerase II cis-regulatory region sequence-specific DNA binding. Lineage: Eukaryota; Metazoa; Arthropoda; Arachnida; Scorpiones; Buthidae. The coding region runs from base 1 to 483 and encodes 160 amino acids.